Messenger RNA from Micropterus dolomieu (smallmouth bass), 3309 nucleotides. Its product is annotated as alpha-2-macroglobulin-like. NCBI's taxonomy places the organism in Eukaryota, Metazoa, Chordata, Actinopteri, Centrarchiformes, Centrarchidae. The annotation marks the transcript as partial. The transcript is spliced from 25 exons. The record is from RefSeq and is a predicted model, not a curated record. Gene Ontology annotation, cellular component: extracellular region. Gene Ontology annotation, molecular function: endopeptidase inhibitor activity.
AUGGACAAGAAAGGCUGUGUCACUUUUACCUUCAAGAUGUCAACUUUCACAAAACAUGACCAAAACGCACUAGAAGAUAUACUGGACCUCAGUGCCAAGGUAGAGGAGGAGGGGACAGGUAUUUCACAACCACAGAGGAAGAGAAUAGGGAUUUCAUAUGUUGUUGGAAAGCUGUCCUUCAUUGACACACCCAAGAUUUAUGACCAAGGAUCAAAUGUGGAGGGAAAAGUUAAAGCAGUUCACUACAAUAAUACACCCAUUCCUGACAUGCCAGUGUACCUGUUUGCGGGUGUAAGGUGGUCAGCACGUCUGGUACAGAACCUCACAACUGACAGUGAUGGGAUUGCCACCUUCUCAUUCAGCUCUGCUGACUUUGAAGGGGACAUCCACCUCUACGUUGGCAACAAACAGACGCUGGACUAUGUUGGUUAUAGAAUGCCAUACUAUGUGGUUGGAGAUCACAUGUUGUCUAUGGCCAAACCGUUUUCUCCUGAUACUAAAACAGCCAGCACCCUGGAGGUGAAGAAGAAGGAUCAGCUACUUCUCUGUGACAGAGAAGAAGACAUCUCCAUCAAAUACACUGUAGUUGGAGAGACCCAGGGCUCUGUGGAUGUGAUGUAUCUGGUCUUAUCCAGAGGAGCCAUUCUCAUGCAAGGAGUUAAGCAGGUUGAAGUACAAGAUAAAUCAGUGACUGAGGGCGAGGUGUCCUUCAAGUUGACAGUGUCUGCAGAGAUGGCACCACAGGUCCAGGUUGUAGCUUACACCGUCCUCCCCAGUGAGACUGUGAUCGCCCACAGUGCUGACUUCUCCACCGAGAAAUGCUUCAGUCACAAGGUGUCGCUGGAGUUUUCUCCGUCCUCAGCUGUCCCAGGAGAGGAAACCAUCCUGCAGGUGACGGCCCAGCCAGACUCUCUGUGUGGUGUUAGUGCUGUCGACCAGAGCGUCCUCAUCAAGGAACCAGGGAAGACUCUGAAUGCAGACAAGAUAUUUGCCUUGUUGCCUGUCAGAACAGCAUCCUAUAUUCCAUAUGAGGUUCAAGAUCCUGAUGAAUGCUUACAUGUGAGACCUAAAAGAUAUGUGCCAUACCCUAGAGGCGUCAAUGAAGAUCAUGUUCAUUCAGUUUUCCAGUAUGUGGGGCUGAAGAUAGCAACAAACUUGGUUCUCAGAGUUCCUUGGUGCGUCAAAUACAAAGGAAGAGAAUACCACCAUGGCCCUGUGGCAAUAUCGAGAGUAUUGAGUGCCGAACCUGGUCCUGCUCUCGGAUAUGGUAGAUCACUUUCAUCACCAAUAGAGACAGUCCGCACUUUCUUCCCUGAGACCUGGAUUUGGGACCUGGUGGAAGUUGGAGAGUCUGGAACAAAGGAUGUGUCCCUCACUGUCCCAGACACCAUCACCACCUGGGAGACGGAGGCUUUCUGUUUGUCCCCUCAGGGGUUUGGCUUGGCUCCUCGUAAAGAGAUCACCGUCUUCCAGCCUUUCUUCCUUGAGCUCAGCCUGCCUUACUCCAUCAUCCGGGGGGAGCACUUUGAACUGAAGGCAACCACCUUCAACUACCUGUCCAGCUGCAUCAUGGUCACUGUGACUCCAGCACCCUCUUUAGACUACACCCUUACUCCGCUCUCUGGUGACCAGUACACAUCCUGUUUGUGUGGCAGUGAGCGCAAGACCCUCAGCUGGACCAUGGCCCCCUCAGCCUUGGGGGUUGUGAAUGUGUCUGUGACGGCUGAGGCUGUGGCAUCCCAUGCUUCAUGUGACAAUGAGAUUGUGAGCGUUCCAGAGAGAGGACGUAUCGACGUGGUCACACGAUCUCUCAUAGUAAAGGCGGAGGGAACUGAGAUGACAAAGACCUACAACUUUCUGCUCUGCCCAAAAGGGGAAGCUGUGACAGAGGAAAUAGACAUCCAACUCCCUGAGAACAUGAUUGAUGGAUCUGCCCGUGCUUCACUAUCAGUCCUGGGUGACAUUCUGGGCCGAGCCCUGAGGAACCUGGAUGGGCUGCUGAAGAUGCCGUAUGGAUGUGGAGAGCAGAACAUGGCGCUCCUGGCCCCCAACAUUUACAUCCUCCAGUACCUGGAAAACACACAGCAGCUGACCGCAGCCAUCAAGGAGAAGGCUACCAACUUCCUGACCAGUGGCUACCAGAGACAGCUAAACUACAAACAUGGCGACGGUGCUUACAGCACAUUUGGAUCAGGUACAGGGAACACUUGGCUGACUGCUUUUGUACUGAGAUCUUUUGCCAAAGCACAGUCUUUCAUCUACAUUGACCCAGUAAAGCUUGCUGAGUCUAAGUCUUGGCUGGAUGGCAAACAACGAGAAAACGGCUGUUUCCAGCAGCUGGGAAAACUCUUCCACAACAGAAUGAAGGGUGGUGUGUCUGAUGAAGUGACUCUCAGUGCUUACAUCACUGCUGCCUACUUGGAGAUGAAUACGUCUGUAAAUGAUCCUGUGGUGAACAAGAGCCUUUCUUGUCUCAGGGAGUCCAUCAGUGACCUCAGCAACACCUACACUACAGCUGUGCUGGCGUACGUCUUCACCCUGGCAGGAGACACGGAGACCCGUGCUCACCUUCUGAAGCACCUGGACACUGUUGCAUCAAACCAAGGAGGUUUCCUCUACUGGUCUCAGACAGCGACAGAAACGUCAGCCUCUCUGUCUGUGGAGAUCAGCUCCUAUGUGCUGCUGGCCAGACUCAGCGGCUCUCCCGCUGCUGAAGACCUGGGCGCCGCCACCAGCAUCGUCAGAUGGCUGACGGGCCAGCAGAACUAUUAUGGAGGUUUCUCCUCUACACAGGACACAGUGGUGGCUCUCCAGGCUCUGGCUCUCUACGCCACUGCAGUGUUCAGUCCAGAGGGUUCCAGCACAGUGACAGUCCAGUCUCCCAGUGGCCAGCUGACAUUUGAUGUGAAUCAGAACAACAAACUGCUCUACCAGGAGAAGCUGCUGCAGGAAGUGACAGGAAAGUUCAGCCUGGAGGUGAAGGGCUCUGCAUGUGCUUCAGUGCAGAUCUCUCUUCACUAUAACAUCCCAACUCCUGCUGAUAUCACCACUCUCAGUGUUGAGGUCAAACCAGAGGCCGACUGCACAUCUCUCAGACCCAAACUCACUCUGAAGCUAAAGUCCCUAUAUAGUGGAACAGCAAGCACUACAAACAUGGUGAUCCUGGACAUCAAAAUGCUCUCUGGCUUUGUCCCAGACCCAGAGUCUUUGAGGAGGCUCAAAGGUGCCCUGCUGGUGGAUCGUGUUGAAGAAAAGGAAGAUCACGUUCUGGUGUACAUAACGGAGGUGAGAGGGAUUCACAGUGAGGAA